AUGAGUCGAGGAGGAAAAUUGGCCCCGGAAGUCAACCGAGCUCUCUUCGUAAAGAACCUGAGCUUCAACGUCACCCCAGAGGAACUCUUCGACCUCUUUGGCAAGUUCGGCCCAGUGCGCCAAAUUCGCCAGGGCAUCGCCAACAACACCAAGGGCACUGCCUUCGUCGUCUAUGAAGACGUAAUGGACGCAAAGUCGGCCUGCGACAAGCUCAACGGCUUCAACUUCCAGAACCGGUAUCUCGUUGAUAAGAUGCUCAAGGCCGCGAAUGAUCUCGCCGAGCGCCAAGAGAACUUAGAAAAGCUCAAAAAACAACACGGUAUUGAUUAG
This is a messenger RNA of Alternaria ethzedia, 330 nucleotides long. RefSeq lists its product as uncharacterized. The coding region runs from base 1 to 330 and encodes 109 amino acids. Gene Ontology annotation, cellular component: ribonucleoprotein complex; nucleus; cytoplasm. Lineage: Eukaryota; Fungi; Ascomycota; Dothideomycetes; Pleosporales; Pleosporaceae. Gene Ontology annotation, molecular function: mRNA binding. The record is from RefSeq and is a predicted model, not a curated record. The transcript has 5 exons.